AUGGUAUCUCGGGGGAAGCAGCAGGAGGAGGAGGCGGCCGCCGGGUGGGAGGGGGAGAAGGAGGGGGAGAUCGACUACGUGUUCAAGGUGGUGGUGGUGGGCGACUCGGCGGUGGGGAAGACGCAGCUGCUGGGGCGCUUCGCCAAGGACGAGUUCUUCCUCGACUCCAAGUCCACCAUCGGCGUCGAGUUCCAGACCCGCACCCUCACCCUCCACCGCAAGCAAGUCAAGGCCCAGAUCUGGGACACCGCCGGACAGGAGAGGUACCGGGCGGUGACGAGCGCCUACUACCGGGGCGCGCUGGGCGCCAUGGUGGUGUACGACGUGACCCGCCGCGCCACCUUCGACCACGUGACCCGCUGGGUGGAGGAGCUCCGCGCCCACGCCGACGGCUCCACCGUCGUGGCGCUCGUCGGCAACAAGGCCGACGCGGCCGCGCACCGCCGCGAGGUGCCGGCCGACGAGGCCGCGCGGUUCGCCGAGGAGCAGGGGCUCUUCUUCUCCGAGGCGUCGGCGCUGACGGGCGACAACGUGGAGCGCGCCUUCCUCGCGCUCCUCGAGGAGGUCUUCGCCGUCGUCUCCCGCCGGGCGCUGGAGCUCGACGAGGCGCGGCGGACGCGCAGCGGCGGCGUCAGCGAUGGCGGCGAGGUGCUGUCGCUGAGGGGCACCACGGUGGACCUGCACGACCCCAUCAUGGAGACCAGCGCCAUGAAGAAGACGGCCUCCUCGCAGUGCUCGUGCUCGUGA
This is a messenger RNA of Triticum turgidum subsp. durum (durum wheat), 747 nucleotides long. The record is from the annotation of a GenBank genome assembly. Lineage: Eukaryota; Viridiplantae; Streptophyta; Magnoliopsida; Poales; Poaceae.